AUGAGAGCUAUUUCAGAAGAUGCUGCUGAGGAUCUCAUGAACAGAAACUACAAAAAAUGGUGCAGGGCAUUUUACACCCCACUCUCAUGUUGUGACAGUGUUGAUAACAACAUGAGUGAGGUGUUUAAUGCUUACAUUCUCAACUCAAGGCAUAAACCAAUAAUCACCAUGUUGGAAGACAUAAGGGAAGGUGUAAUGGAGAGGCUUCAUAAGAAAAGGGAUCAGAUUGCCAACAAGGAAAUGGUUUUAUGCCCUAGGAUCCAACAAAAGUUGGAAACAUGCAAGGUUUGGGCUAGGGGUUGGAAUGCAUAUUGGGAUGGUGGGUUUUGUUAUGGGGUCAGAGAAGGUGCUACUCGAGAAAAAUUUGUUGUGAACCUUUCUCAAAGAACUUGUAGUUGCAGAGCUUGGCAAAUUAGUGGCAUCCCCUGCAAACAUGUUGUAGUUGUAGUGUGGAACAAGUCAGACCAUCCUGAGCCAUAUGUCAAUGAAUAUUUCACAAAAUCCACUUACCUAAAAGCAUAUCAGCACUUGUUAGAGCCUUUAAAUGGACCUCAGGAAUGGCCAUUAUCUAAUGACCUUGUUUUGCCACCAAAGCUCAAGAAAAUUAAUCACAGGCCAAAAACAAAGAGAAGAAUGCUGGCAGCAGAAGUAACUGCAGUAGGGAAGCUCAAGAGGAAAGGUGGUGUAAUCACUUGCAGACUUUGUGGUGUCCAAGGCCAUAAUGCAAGGGGCUGCAAAAAUGUUGCUGCAGGAGACAGAAGCAACAUCAACACCAGAAACACUGAAAACUCCACUUCUGCAACAACAGCAACACAUGAACCUCAACUACCCAUGCAUAUGAGGGAAGUGGGGAUCUACACUUACCCAAAUGGGUUUCAGAGAGUUGUAACAGCAAGAAAUUUACAAAUUUGA
Messenger RNA from Chenopodium quinoa (quinoa), 912 nucleotides. RefSeq lists its product as uncharacterized. Bases 1 to 912 code for a protein of 303 amino acids. NCBI's taxonomy places the organism in Eukaryota, Viridiplantae, Streptophyta, Magnoliopsida, Caryophyllales, Amaranthaceae. Gene Ontology annotation, molecular function: zinc ion binding. The record is from RefSeq and is a predicted model, not a curated record. The transcript has a single exon.